AUGGCAAACGCUCAAGAAAAUCUACCGACUGCCCAAUCAGCACUACAAUGGGUUCGGGUAGGUAAUGCAAAACAAUUCGAAUUCACAAAAUCAGCACCGGUAAUCAAACCAUCGGAAAUAGGUGAUAAUCAAGUUUUAAUCGAAAAUCAUGCUGUUUCUCUCAAUCCAGUUGAUUAUAAGAUGGCGACAGUCAACUUUGCCAACGUUAAAUUGCCAGCAGUUACAGGUUACGACGUCAGUGGUCGAGUCGUUGCUGUUGGAAAAGAUGUACAAAGUUUCAAGGUUGGCGAUGAAGUUUUCGGAUUGUUAAAUCUCGAUUCGAGUAAUGGUGGCGGAGCACUUCAACAAUAUUCUGUUGGAGAAGCCGAGGCACUAGCGAAGAAACCAGUCAGUAUUAGCCACGAAGAUGCAUCAACGCUUGGCGUAGCAUUUUUAUCCGCUAUGGAUGGUCUGCGUCAAGUGAAUAUCGAUUCGACCACCUCUGUUUUUAUUCCUGGUGGUUCAGGUGGUGUCGGCCAUUUUAGUGUGCAAAUUGCUCAAAUUCGCGGUGCCAAACAAGUGAUUACAUCAGCAUCGAAGGAUGAUGGCAUAAAGAUACUCAAGGAGCAAUACAAAGUCAACGAUGUUAUUAAUCAUGGCAAAGAAAAUGUGGUCGAUCGGGUGCUUGAACUAACAGAAGGACAAGGCGUCAAUGUUGUUUACGAUUCAACUUAUCUUCCAUCGAGUUUUGAAAAAUCAACUCGAGUAGUUAAGGAAGGUGGUUCAUGGAUUGUUCUUGGCCGUUUUGGGCAAGAAGGUAGCGCAGAAGCGAACAAUGUUGCUGAACGAAAAGCUAAUCUUGUCCAUGCGGAUAUCGCACGUUAUUGGUUCGGACCUGAACGUGCGCAAUUGACAACACUUGUUCACGAUGCAUUACUUCAAGGAGCAAAAUGGAUGGAAGAUGGAAAAUUAAAACCGUAUAUAAAUAAGGUAAUUAAACUUGAAGACGCAGAAAAUGCUCUUCAUGAUAUUAUGCAAGGAAAAGGUGGCUUUGGAAAGAUUGUAGUGAAGAUUUUAUAG
Molecule: messenger RNA, 1059 nt
Organism: Adineta ricciae
Lineage: Eukaryota; Metazoa; Rotifera; Eurotatoria; Adinetida; Adinetidae
Source: the annotation of a GenBank genome assembly